Molecule: messenger RNA, 385 nt
Organism: Melozone crissalis (California towhee)
Lineage: Eukaryota; Metazoa; Chordata; Aves; Passeriformes; Passerellidae
Gene: RPS28
Product: ribosomal protein S28
Exons: 3
Coding region: 54-263 (69 amino acids)
Biological process (GO): ribosomal small subunit assembly; translation; maturation of SSU-rRNA
Cellular component (GO): cytosolic small ribosomal subunit; ribosome
Molecular function (GO): structural constituent of ribosome
Source: RefSeq, a predicted model, not a curated record
CUAUAUAAGGGGACGCGGGGGUUGGCCGCCCCUUUCCGCGCCCCGGAGCCGCCAUGGACACGAGCCGCGUGCAGCCCAUCAAGCUGGCCAGGGUCACCAAGGUGCUGGGCCGGACCGGCUCUCAGGGGCAGUGCACUCAGGUGCGUGUGGAGUUCAUGGACGACACGAGCCGCUCCAUCAUCCGCAACGUGAAGGGGCCGGUGCGCGAGGGCGACGUUCUCACCCUGCUGGAGUCGGAGCGCGAGGCCCGGCGGCUGCGCUGAGCUGGAGCCGUCCCCGCUGCCCAUCGCCCGUCGGGGAUGGAGCCUGGCGCCGCUCGUCCCGCCGUGGGCGCGUGGGGAGCAGCGUGGCGGCCGGGUCACUGCAAUAAAGGGUUUUUCCAAUA